Molecule: messenger RNA, 3810 nt
Organism: Fusarium falciforme
Lineage: Eukaryota; Fungi; Ascomycota; Sordariomycetes; Hypocreales; Nectriaceae
Product: AAA domain-containing protein
Exons: 4
Coding region: 1-3810 (1269 amino acids)
Molecular function (GO): ATP hydrolysis activity; ATP binding
Source: RefSeq, a predicted model, not a curated record
AUGUCUGAGAUCCCUGGCAAUAUCAAGGUACUCGCUGGAACCCUUGGAGGCGUAUUGGAAGAUACUGUGUUGUCCAACGAGCAAUCCCAUGGUCAACAUGUUGUGAUCGAGUCACCACAAGAAGCCCCAUGGCAUCAUCGUGUGUCGUCGACCGAUCUGACGGGAGGCGUCACCUACGAAUGGUUGAAAGAUGUGACGUCUCGGUUGACCACACUGGAGCACAGUCAGCCAAAAGAUGAGCGCAAGAUAGAACAUACGAAAGACGAGAUGGAAAUGACCGAAUUGAUGAAAACCGAGCCCAAGGUGAGAGAUUGUAACUGGGAACAGUUCAAGAAUCGCUACUCUUCCGAGGAAUGUACCUAUGCCAUUGAGGUUCUCCUUGCUGGAGUUGACCUGGAUGGCGAAAUGGAGGAAGAGCAGCUGAGACGGUUGCCAACGGAAAAGAGGAAGAAGAUCAUUGAAUCGAAUCGAAAGAAGCCAGCCAGAAGGCUUCAAGCAGAUAAGAGACCCGAUAGUCAACGCCUGGAGCGUGUUCGCAUUAACUCACCAGCCAUCUUGUCUUUUCUCGGUGGGGUAACUGGGGAGACCUCUUGGGCUGAAAAGCCUCACACAUUCUUGAGACCUUUCAAGAUCUUGAUUCACUUUCAUGACCGACUUGAAGAUGAGUUUGACAAGCUCAAGGUAAAAUUCGAAGUCGUUGGUCAGCCUGAACUAGAGCCGACAGAAGGUGGCGUUGAAGCGGCUCAAACAAGGCCAGCAGAGGUCCCAUCGACAUCACUCCGAAAAGAAUUGCGCCCAGGUUUGGAAAAGGACGACUUGUCAAGCGAAGGGCUAGCUGUUUCGGCCAAGUUUCCGAAACUUCCUGCCGAGUCAACUACAGGGGAGCCACUGAUGGAACGUGGUAGCUUGCAGAGCAAACCAGCUCCCCUCCCUGUGGAGGAGGUGACUGAAUCUGGGUACAAGGAGAUCAAGUGCUAUAUGGAGUUCGCCAGGUCCAGGAUUCUCCCAAACUAUCGCAAGUUCGAGGGAAAGGAUCACAGCCAGCGUGUCAGAGUACGCUUCGAUGAUCUCUGGUCGCUGUUCCGCCCAGGAGACCUCGUCUUUACACGCGAAGACUCCAAAACCAACUCCUCCACCACUGAUGCCGAGAAGCAUCGUUCACCCCCCGGGCGGCAGAAGGGCCGGAGGUUGGGGAGACUACACUUUGUUGAUACAGACACGGUGGACUGGACUGUCGGUAACCUCGACGCCGAGAACGGGGACUUUCGCCGUAACACGCUACAAAAGGAUGAUCAACUCAUACUCAGAGCCUACUACCUGGACUAUGACGGCGUCUCGUACGCGGCCGUUUCGCGCCAAUGGAACAUCUUACGCUUCGAUGGUGAAAAAGAAGUCACCAAGCUUGACCUUUUCCCGGUGAGGUUUGAGAAGGACUUUGAAAACACUUUGUCCAAGCUAGUGGAAUCAGGAGAGAGGUUCCAAAAGCUAUUGCUCUCGAAAGAACCGUCUAUUCAACACGAGGGUUGGACACUUACGCACGACCCCGCCGGCACGCGAUUGGCCAACCUUCUCGGUCGCCCGUUGACGGCCGAAUACAUUGAGAGCGAUGUCAUCAUCGACUUCCAGGAAACCUACCAAAAGAAUCCGAUGUGGAAGCCGGCAUUUAUAUCCUAUUCCAAAUCCCCGUUUGAUCCAGAUACGACUUAUGAUGAAUUCGCAAUCAUACGGUGGUCUGGGCCAGACCGUUCCAGAAUAUCCUCAAAGCUUACAGAAGUUGUCGUCUCAUUCGAUGAUGCGGGCUCAUUGAGAUGGAACAAAUUUGCCGACUCCGACAAUUUCAUCGUUGACCCCGAUAUCAAGCCCCCAGAGAGUCGUGACGCCAAGCAUCAGUUGACUGGUGAAGACCUCGCACUCUUGCCCUCGAGAAUGUUUGUCUACUCGUUGAGGAACCGCAAGUUUAUCAAUGCCGAUAUUCAGAACCUGAAGCCCAGCGAAGUCAUGUCAGAUCCUUUCAGCGACCUCAAGAUCGAGGAGUCUCAUAAGCGAUUGAUCAGAUCCGUCGUACAGGACCACUUUGACAAGAAGUUGAUGCAGCGGCAGCUGCGAGCACGGGACAUUGAGCCACUAGAGCAGGACUUUAUCCGUGGCAAGGGUAAGGGGCUUGUGAUCUUACUCCAUGGUGCCCCUGGGGUGGGAAAGACUGCUACAGCGGAAGCAGUCGCCUCGGCGCACCGGAAGCCUCUGUUUCCCAUCACUUGUGGUGAUCUAGGUGUUGAUCCUCGGCAAGUUGAGUCCACCCUGUCGGAAAUAUUCCGCCUGGCGAAUCUGUGGGAUUGCAUUCUUUUUCUUGAUGAAGCUGAGAUCUUUCUAUCCCGUAGGGAGAAGAAGGAUGAUAACCUUCAGAGAAACGCCCUUGUCUCGAAUGAAGCCCUCAAUUCACGUGUGCACGUGAGCAUCUACUUCCGUCACCUCGACCGCCAACAGACCAUGGCCCUGUUCAAGAUGAACCUAAAGCGCUCAGAGAUGAUUGCAGAACAGAGGGCUACGAGUACCAAGGAGCCCCCGCUGCGUAUCAUGGCAGAGGACAUCAAAGAGUUCGCUCUCGAAAACUUUUACAAAAACGCCGAAGCACCGGGCGGGCUGGGUACGUGGUGGAAUGGACGUCAGAUCCGCAAUGCCUUCCAGAUCGCCACGUCGCUUGCGUAUGCCGACGCGAGAGACCAAAAGGAUGAUGAGAAGAAGUAUCUUGGACGAGAGCAUUUUGAGCAGGUCCUCCAGGCCAUGGAGGAAUACACUCAGUAUCGCCAGGACCUGUUGCACAAGACAGACGACGACCUGGCUGCAGACCGUGAGGAACGCUACCUACGAGUCGGUGGUGACAGCGCCGGGCGACGAGAGAGUCCACGUCACGGGCCUAUAUACUCAGACUAUUCGAGGCCUCGGGCGUUCCACCAUCAGCGCCCAUCCUAUCCGGCCUCCCCCUCAAGUGCCAGGGCAUUUGCUGGCCGAGAUGCUGAGUACGCGAGACAAGACCCUGAUUCUCCGACGCCACAGAGACAAGAGCCAUUCUUGUCUCCUGGAGCGUAUCCUCCAAGCGCAAUCGUGCUUGACAAUGCAUGUGGAACCGGCAUCGUGGCUGAGGAAAUCAUGCUGCGUGCUCGCCGAUCAAACGCAAAUGUGCCCAAGAUUUACGCCGUCGAUCCUGCUCCCAAUAUGGUCGAUAUCUCUCGCAAGAAGCUUGAUGCCCUUGGAGUAUCUGCAGCUUCAAGCGCCGCUGUGAUGCCCAGCGAAAAGCUGGAGUUCCAGGAUGAGACGUUUACCCACAGCAUCACAAACCUGGGCAUCCUCUUCUUCACAGAUGGAGACGCUGGGGCCAAGGAGAUAUAUUGCACUCUGAGGCCUGGUGGUGUUGCUGUGGUUACUUCUUGGGCUGUUCUCGGCUAUCUAGAGGUCAUUCGCCCAGCCCAGAGUGCUGUGCGGCCAGGCAAUCCACCAUUCAAGCUACCCAUUCCAGAGACAUGGUUUGAUUCGGCUUUUGUUGAAAAGUGCCUGAAAGACGGCGGGUUUGAAAAUAUCACCGUUUCUGAAAGUAUUGUUCACUACGGCGCACCAUCUGAGGAGGACUUGCUGGGCCUGAUCCUGAACUCGUUCAAGAUGCUUUGGAAGGACUGGUCGGAAGAGGACCAGAACAAAUUUCGUCAAGUGGCUCGUGAGAAGAUCGACGAGGCAUCGUGUUCCUAUACUAUGAAUGAUGGGAGUCAGGGCGUGGGUCUUCCCAUGACGGCUAUUGUUGCGGUCUGCCAGAAGUGA